Messenger RNA from Nasonia vitripennis (jewel wasp), 3018 nucleotides. Its product is annotated as cell death-inducing p53-target protein 1. Gene Ontology annotation, molecular function: zinc ion binding. Bases 670 to 1047 code for a protein of 125 amino acids. Lineage: Eukaryota; Metazoa; Arthropoda; Insecta; Hymenoptera; Pteromalidae. The record is from RefSeq and is a predicted model, not a curated record. The transcript is spliced from 4 exons.
AAAACGAAACGCGCAGAUCUGCACGCAGCUUCAUCAGUGAAGUCGAUCUGCACUAGUAGAGUUUAUUAUAUAGCUAAAAGAUGGAGAAGAGAAGGAGCGAAUCGGCGGCCAGUAGUAUAGCCACAGCUUGGCAUCAAGCAUCGUUGACGUCUUGGCGGGGAUCUACGAGAGCAUAAGUAGUGUAUACAGUAUAUAGCACACACAUCGCCCAUAGUCAUAGCGGAGCGCCUCGUCGAAGCACGUAUAUAUAUAUAUAUAUAUAUAUUCCGCUCAUUUAUCCCCUAAUAAGUAUACGGUACGCUAUAGUGUAACAUAGUAAAACCGCGAGUGCGCGCGCCCUCAUGGUAUACAUACGUCAGCUGUGUGUUUUUAUUGUUGCGCGAGCUAGAAGCGCACCGAACCUUAGCUUAAGUAUAUAAGCUGCAUGCUGCUGCUGCUGCUCGUCGAAUAAACAACAUCGCAGUCGCGGACGUAACGCGUGACGAGUGAAAAUUGCUGCAAAAAAACGCCGAGAGUGUGUGUGUGGCAUCACGGAAUAUUGAGUAGCAGCUAUAGUGGCUGACUGCAUAUCAGUCGCGCGAGAUUUCGCAGUUCUAUCCUACGUAUACUAAGUAUUUCUACUCGUAUACUCUAGCGGCCAGACUCAACGAGAAGGCAACUAUAAAUACCAUGAACAAAAAUGGACCACCACCUCCGUAUGAUCCCCCUCCGACAGCACCUCCUAGCUAUGCACAGUGUGUGGGCGGUGUACCACCGGCAAGUCCAUUUACACCGGCUGAAACAUAUGUCAAUGGGCCUACAAUAGUGACAACUAUAGUGCCACUUGGACCUGGUUCAACGCAUACGAUAUGCCCGCAUUGUUAUGCUGAAAUUGACACUGCAACCAGAACUGAGCCUGGAAUGGUGGCUUAUAUUUCGGGAUUUAUAAUUGCACUUCUAGGAUGCUGGGCUGGUUGUUGUUUAAUACCAUGUUGCAUUGAUGAUUGCAUGGAUGUUCACCACACAUGCCCAAAUUGCAAGGCCUAUCUGGGUCGUCAUAGAAGAUAAAUUUAGCGUAAUUAAACUGACGUCUUAUCGCCAUGGGAUUUUUCGAAACUUUGCGGGAAUGCUUGCGUAUAGGUAUACACUAAUAGAGAUGCUUAAUUUACCACUAUUAUUGACAAAAUGGAAGUACUAUUUAGCAAUCGUUUUUCGCACAAAAACAUUCCUAAUAUGAGAGUAUACUUUUUAUAAGAAUCAUCUAUUAUCUCAAUAUUAGAAACUUAUUGAAAGUAUAAAUUUAAAUUUCAAAAAAUGGCUAUAAUUUUCAAUUACCUAUUGAACAUUUUGAAUUGUAUAAGCUUUUUCAAACCAUUUAUUCAAACAGCAUUAGGAGAAUAAUCAUUUUAAAAAUAAAAUGUAUAAAAAAUAUAAAAAACACAAGGAUUGUUAAACAAAAGCAAUGAUAUCAAACUUAAACAUACGUUAAUUCUAUAUUCUAUAUACUUCUAAUUUAUUAUUUAAUUUAUUAGUUGAUGAUGAAAUACUUGCCAUUAUCACUUAAAUUCGUUAAUCUAUUACCAAACACUUGAAGAACAACAUUUUCAACUUAAAGCAAUUGAAGCGUAUACACACACCCAUAUUACAAAAUAUCUUUACUUUACAUAAUUUUUUUAUGAUUCUAUGAUGCAUUUUUGAAGAUUUACUUUUGUUUGUAUUAAAAAUCACCAAUUUAUAUAAUAUUUAUACACUUGAGUGGGCAUGUUCAUACGCAUAGUAGUACAAAGCAAAAUAAUUUUUUAUAGAUUUUUAACUUCUUAAAAGUUACAAAUAUCAAUCAAUCUAUUGCUCAAAUUUUGUGAAUUUUAUAUAACAAAAAACUUGUAUGUACAGCUUUAAUAUAAUAAUAUUUCUAUUACUACUAUUUAUCUUUCGUAUAAUACGAUAUCUUAUCAACAGCUUCGUUAAGCUAAUUUAAAAAUAAAAAAACUUUCAACUUUAUACAAGAGAAAUUACCAUAUAAUAUCUAUUAUAUGAGUGCUUGUAAAUUUUUCUUUUCUAUUUACUACUUAUAUUUAAGUUUCUAAUCUAAAUGUUACUAAAAUAUUUAAAAAUAUCAAUUACAAAAAUAUUUUUAAUAUUCGUUUGGAAAUUAAUCUAUAAGAUUAAAAUUGUUAACUCAGCAAUUGAUUGGUCGAUUUUGCACCAAUAUGUUUUUUUAUGAAUAUACUACACAACAAAUUAUUCAACAUUUUUUAUUUUUAAAGCUGUCAGAUAAAAGUAAAUGAUACACAUAUACAAAUAUUUAAAAGAAAUGGUUGUAACUUGGACUGCCUAAGAUAAAAGCACGAUUUUAUAAAUAUAUAUACAAAGUUACGCAAAAAUAGAAUACGAAAGACUUAUAUUACUUGUUCAAGUCUUUUUACAAGGAAGAGAUUCUUUAUCAUUGACAAGUAAAUGUAUAUUUAUGGCAUACAUAUUACUGCUACAUUAACUGCGCAAAUAGAGAACGAACUGUUAAUUAAGUAAACUAGUGAAAAAUACAUUACACCGUAAAAGUUUUUGCGCUAAAUUAAGCGUUCUUACUGUUUUGGCAAAUCUAUAAGAACUCAAUUAUUUUUGUAACUUUUCAACGUAAAAGUGAAUUAUGCAAUGUGAUUAUUUAUAAGAACAUACUAUUAUUUAAUAAUUUUAUACCAAAGAUAUCGUGCACUGCAUUACAAUGAAAAAAAAUCGUGUGUAUUUUCAAUGUUUGCUUGAUUUAAAAAUGCAAAAAUUUUUACUGUGUAGAGUCAAUAUAUUUAUUUUGAUUAAUUCAAUGUUUGCUUAGGUGCCUUAAAAAAUUAUGUGCAAUUGUACUAAAAAUGUAUAAUAAACGUUAUAAAAAAAAGUAAAAAUAAUCCAAAUCAAAUAUUAAAACAAUAAACAAAACCAUAACAAUGACUAAUGUGUAAAAGUUAAUUUUCAUGUAAUACAUUAUACUUGUACACAAGUAAUGUAUUUGCCAAGACCAUUAAAAUAGUUACCUUAUACAAAAAA